Molecule: messenger RNA, 642 nt
Organism: Symbiodinium natans
Lineage: Eukaryota; Dinophyceae; Suessiales; Symbiodiniaceae
Source: the annotation of a GenBank genome assembly
AUGAUUUGCAAAGGAUGGGGUGAAGGGGAGAGGAGGGAGGGGAGGGCGUGGGAGGGGAGGGAGGGACCAGAGGGGGCCGUUGCGCUCAUCGAGGACAUGCGCCUACAGCGCAUGCACGACGCAGACGGCGCCGUGUGGAAUGCCGUGGCCUGGGCGCACCAGGCCGGAGGGGCACCGGUUCCGGCCAUGCCUUCGCCCAUGCGGAGGAACCUUCGGAAAGAGCAUGAGCUCUUGGACUUCGUACGCCGCCGUGCGCAGGUAGAGGAUCUCCCCGCGGUGCUGCGAGCAAUCGAGGAAUUCGCGUGCGGACGGAAGUGGCUCAAGGUGGCGGGCGGCCGCAAGGCGGCCCUGCUCCAGGGCAGCCUGCGGCCGGGCGAUCGUGUGGUCGAAUUCGGAACGUACAUGGGAUACUCCGCCAUGUUGCUGGCCUCGAGACUGCGCGAGCUAGGGGGCGGUGGCCGGGUGGUGUCCUGCGACGUCAAUGCCCAGACCUGGCCCUUCGCGCGGGAGAUCUUGUCCUGGGCGGGGGUGGAAGGCUCCGAGGUCCAGCUGAACAUUGGCGUCGCGAGCGACUGGCUUGCCAGUGGUCAGCUGGGAAGCAUCGACGUGCUGCUCCUGGACCACCGAGGAACUGUCUACCAG